AGGAAUUAAAACAUUGGUGUUUAUAUUACAUUCUACUUCGUUAAACAUUUUAUUUGUAUCUGACAGAAAAGCACUGAACAUUAUGUGGUACGAAUAAGUAUGCUUUAGGGGGACUCGGGCAAUUGUGUGAAUCAAAAUAAGCAAUACACUUCCGAACAACAGGACAGUAUGGCCACCACUGUUGCUGUGAGUCCCAGCGAAUACCUUCAGCCUUCAACCACUUCCACACAACAGGACGCCCAGCCCUCUCCUCUCGCCCUCUUGGCUGCCACCUGCAGUAAAAUCGGCCCUCCUGCUGCUCAGGCUCCUGUCACCUCUCCUCCAGCUCAGCCGCAGCCUCGCAGGCUCCUCCCCAUAAAGCCGGCGCCAAUCGCCCCUGCUCCACCCAAAAACCUGGGUUUCCUGUCAGCCAAGGGCAAUGUGAUUCAGCUCCCUGCUGGCCUGGGCUCCACGACCCCUGGCAGUCCCAUUGUGCUCACUAUCCAGCAGAGCCCGGCCCGCACCAACACCCCAGCCCCCGCCAACAUCCAGUACCAGGUGGUGCCGCAGAUCCAGGGUGCUCAGACUAUCCAGGUGAUGCCACAGGCAGGUCAGAUCCAGCUCAUUCCAGGCACCAACCACGCCAUCAUCACCACUCCCAUGACUGUACCAGCCCCCGCGGCCGCCACCACUCCGGUCACACCACAGAAGACUGUAGCCAUCAAACCCUCCCCAAAGUUGCGUAAGCCAAACAAUUCUGCUGCCAACUUGGUGCAGCUAGCGAGUGGGCUCACGCUGCCGCUCAACGUGGCGACCGGAGAGGUGGGCGGGACUCAGAUCAUCACAGAGACUGCAGCUGCCCCUCCCACUCCGGGAAAGGGACGACGAGGGAGGAAGAAAAAAGUCGUUCUGGCUCCUCAGCCUCCUCCUCCGCCCCCUCCCCCUCCUCCACAGGCUGCAUCUCCACCCCCAGAGCAGAUGGAGACCAUCCUGAUAGAAGCUGGCGACAACAUCAUUCAGGCAGGUAACAACCUGCUGAUCGUGCAGAGCCCCGGGCAGCCAGCUGUGGUGCAGCAGGUUCAACUGGUCCAGCCCAAACCGGAGUCUCAGGUGGUUCAGAUUCCCCAGCAGGCUUUGAAGGUGGUGCAGGCGGCCUCUGCCACGCUACCGCCCGUCCCGCAGAGACAGUCGGUCCCCACGAGCCUGCAGGUCCCACAGACGGAUCCAACACCAACACAGAUCCUCUUCAAAACACCGUCGGGUGAUUGGCAGUCUGUUCAGCUCCAGGACCCGAUAUCCAUGGCAACGACCCCCACCACUUCAGCCAUCACCACCUCCGCCACCACCUCUCCACCGGCCAGCACCAAGAGGACGCUGGCGGGGGGGCGGAAAGAACGGACCCUGGCAAAAAUCGCUCCGGCGGGGGGGAUAAUAGCGCUGAAUACGUCGCAGCUCUCCUCGCCGACUCAGACGGUGCAGACGAUCAGCAUCAACGGCGUCCAAGUCCAGGGAGUUCCUGUGACCAUCACCAACGCAGGGGGCCAGCAGCACCUCACGGUCCAGACGAUGCAGGGCGGAGGCCUCCAGCUGGCAACAACGCAAGGCCAGUCGGCCAUCCAGGUGGACCAGACGCUCACCCUGGAGCUGCCCAGCCAGCCUGGAGAAAAGAAGCGGCGCAUGGCCUGCACAUGCCCCAACUGUAAAGACGCAGAGAAGAGGCCCGGCGAGGUGGGGAAGAGGAAGCACAUCUGUCACGUUCCCGGCUGCGAGAAGACGUUCAGGAAAACGUCGCUGCUCAGAGCUCACGUGCGGCUGCACACCGGCGAAAGGCCGUUCGUCUGCAACUGGGUUUUCUGUGGGAAACGCUUCACGCGCAGUGACGAGCUGCAGCGACACGCCAGGACACACACGGGAGACAAACGCUUCGAGUGCAGCCAGUGUCAGAAACGCUUCAUGAGGAGCGACCACCUGACGAAGCAUUACAAGACUCACAUAAACACCAAGAACCUGUGAGCUGCCUGCAUAAUCAGUACAUACGCAGACAGACUCUCUUAAACCGAAGACUGCAUCAGAGGACGGAGGGGCAGAGGAGACGAUACCAAGGGAGUGUCUGUGACGUACCCCACUGUGGGAAAUACUCCAAAACAAGUCCCCGCCUCCCCUCCCACUCGUCUAGGACAUUGUAGCUUGGUGUACAAUGAAAAGCUUCCCGGUGGACUUCAAGCCGAUCCACCGAAUUCAUUAUUAGUAGUUUGUCUUUGUCGUCUUCUCUCUGGUCUGAGAGGAGGCCUGAACCAGCUCCGACUGAGCGCGUGUCAUGACGACAUGUCGAGGCUUCAGACGAAGAACUCUGCUUGCUUAUUUAUGAACUGCUCUGGGGAAGAACGUAUGCAGAAUUAUGCAGACGCCAACACGGAGAGCACAGGACUCCAGCCACCGAUUCCCUCUUUUUUCUUCUGUUUCUCUUCGCCCAAAUCAUGCUUGGUUUAUUUUUUAUUUUUAUUUUGAAUUUCUUCUUUGUGGAACACUGCGAGCUCCCACAAAUUGGCUGUCAGAUAAAGAAAAGAAUUCAGCCCGGUGUUUUGUAAAUUUAACAGAACUUUCUUUUGCCUAAAUGGGAUGAUAAUUUGGUUUUAUGUCAUUUGUACCUCAGCAGGAGUCUGCUGAUUUCAAUCCUGUGUACCCAAAAACAGUUGGGGACCAAUACAUAAAAACUCCCCUGAUAAGAGUUUUGAAAACCUUCAGUUUACAUUGGAUAUCUUUAAAGUGUGUAUAUGCAUACUAUGAUACAUAAUAUUAAUAAUGUUAAUAAACUAUUUAUAACAUUUUCCAUACAAUUGUUACAAACUGAUUCACAAAGUAAGUCUGAGGACAAAAGAGUAAAUGAGACUCAGACUAAAAAAUCAGGAGACCUAAAAUUUAUUUGUCAGUGGAACAUUUUAUCACAUGCACGGGUCAGCUUUGAGGGGAGUGAUGAGGCAGAGCGAGCCGAGAUCCUGCUUCUCUGAUGGCCACGUGGUAAAAGCAGUCGCUCAGAACAAAACAGCAGCACUUCAGGCUGAGCUCAGGCAGUUCAGGGCCAGAAGUCACUGUGCCUUAAAACUUGUCAUUAAAAUUUUAAAAUCAAACGGGCAAAAAAGUGAAGAGCUUCUCAAAUUUGAGUGUUAUGGCGAAGCUCCUGAACAGUGCUGGAAAACAUACAAACAGUCCCCUGAAUGCAACACGAUGAAAAACGUCAAGGCCAGCGAAUGUCAGAAACAAUAUUUUUGUCAGAAUUAUAGUUUGCUUAAAGUGAGAAAAGCCAGACUGAACAUCUGUGAUAAUUUAAACAAAUUUGGAUUGGAUUCCACAGUCAAAACUAAGAUUUUUCAGACAUUGUCUUGUGUUUGGUUGAUAGACUUUUGUUUUUGGGGACAACAUUAUCAAAACAGUUUUAAUUAAGGUAAUGUAGACGUUCUGAAAGGUCACCAGUGACGCUUGAGUUUCCCAUUUUUAGGGAUGCACCAAAUGCUCAUUCUUACUGUCAAAAUAAGGCUUAACGUCACAACGUACAAACAUGUUGUAGACGUUUUUACGGCAGCCAUGUUAUAGGUUAAACACAGGUGUUUCACUGGAAACACUCCGCUACCCUAAAUAGAAACAAACCUUAAUUAAAUGUAUUAAUUAAAUCUGUGUUCACCUGCUGUUUGAUGUCAAGAUGGCCGCUACGACAACACCAGAGGACCCAGGAUUGAUCCUUGUGGAACACCACAUGUCAGAGCAUUUAAAUUUGACCCCCCCUCCCUCCAAAGUGAUCAGUUACCUCAGUAGUUGUGCGUCGAUUAAGGAGAAGCAGGAUGCCGCAUCAGCUGUAAGGAGGAAGUUGUUUGUAACACCUCUGAUUGGAUUAAAAACAGGAUGGAAAACUCACAAAGGGGAGAUUAGAGUUUCACAGAUGUUUGUGGCAGACUGCAGAUUGUUCAGGAUGACGUCCAUUCAUAAGAAGAGAUUCCACAUAUGAAUCUAUGAAUGCUACCCAAAAGUACUGCAAAAACGUUAUUUCUGAAACUUUGAGGAAUAAAGUCAAAAAGGUCUCUAGUCUUCAGUGAAAUAUUGACAAUAAGAGGAGUCGAAUCAUGGUGAUAAACCUGCUCACACCCAACUUGUCCCUCCGAGAACCAAACCAGGUUGGUUUUCCCUCUUGGACACCACGGCAGGUACGCUUGCAUGUAGGGCUGGGUGUCCAGCUUAAGCAGUUACUGGAUCCUCACUGGUACUGAAUUGUGUUACUGAGUAUUGAAGCUGAAUGUUAACAAACUCUUUACUUUUUUCUUUUAUCUCAUAGUUCCUGGUUUGUAAAUUUUAUAGUUAUAUUUAACUUAACACCAAUUUAAAACUUUUGUUAACUGAAAAAGUUUGGGUUUUUUUUUACCUGAGAAGUUUUCAUUUCAUUAUGUUGUAUAUUUUUCAGAAAACAUGAUGAUAUUUCUUAAAGUAAAGUAUUAAAAAACAGUACUUGUACUGAACGAUACCCAGCCCUACUUACACUUUGUGUACUAAUAAAUAAUAACUAAAUUCCA
Molecule: messenger RNA, 4538 nt
Organism: Scatophagus argus
Lineage: Eukaryota; Metazoa; Chordata; Actinopteri; Scatophagidae
Gene: sp2
Product: sp2 transcription factor
Exons: 8
Coding region: 169-1992 (607 amino acids)
Biological process (GO): regulation of transcription by RNA polymerase II
Molecular function (GO): DNA-binding transcription factor activity, RNA polymerase II-specific; RNA polymerase II cis-regulatory region sequence-specific DNA binding
Source: RefSeq, a predicted model, not a curated record